Messenger RNA from Vigna radiata var. radiata (mung bean), 862 nucleotides. RefSeq names its product peptidyl-prolyl cis-trans isomerase CYP19-4. The transcript is spliced from 7 exons. Gene Ontology annotation, molecular function: peptidyl-prolyl cis-trans isomerase activity. Gene Ontology annotation, cellular component: intracellular membrane-bounded organelle. Lineage: Eukaryota; Viridiplantae; Streptophyta; Magnoliopsida; Fabales; Fabaceae. Gene Ontology annotation, biological process: protein peptidyl-prolyl isomerization; protein folding. Bases 88 to 702 code for a protein of 204 amino acids. The record is from RefSeq and is a predicted model, not a curated record.
AUGGAAUUCCCAUAUAAAGCUACAAUCUCCAACAUCGUGGUUACUCACUCACUGUCGUAGUAGUAAGCGGCGAAACUGAGAUCACAGAUGGCGAAAACGACGUUGUUGUUGCUCUGUACGCUGCUCCUCUUCGGAUCCCUAGCUCUCACCCAGGCGAAGAAAUCAAAGGAGGAAUUGAAGGAAGUGACCAACAAGGUUUUCUUUGAUGUUGAGAUCGAUGGAAAAGCUGCAGGUCGUAUUGUAAUCGGUCUUUACGGGAAGGCAGUUCCAAAAACUGCAGAAAACUUCCGAGCUCUUUGCACAGGGGAAAAGGGAACUGGUAAAAAUGGAAAGCCUCUCCAUUACAAAGGUAGUACAUUCCACAGAAUUAUUCCUAGCUUUAUGAUCCAAGGAGGUGAUUUUACACAUGGCAAUGGAAUGGGCGGAGAAUCAAUUUACGGAGAGAAGUUUGCUGAUGAGAACUUCAAGUUAAAGCAUACUGGACCAGGGAUUCUGUCAAUGGCAAACGCAGGUCCUGAUACCAACGGUUCACAAUUUUUCAUCACAACUGUGACAACAAGCUGGUUGGACGGAAGGCAUGUUGUUUUUGGUAAAGUUCUUUCUGGAAUGGAUGUUGUUUACAAGGUUGAAGCUGAAGGAAGGCAAAGUGGCACUCCCAAGAGCAAGGUUGUGAUUGCUGACAGCGGUGAACUUCCUCUAUAAAAUGUACACGUCAAUCUCAACCAGGACUUGUUGAUGCUAUUUCCAGUUUUUUAUUCUCUGUACCGACCACUUAACUUUUCAUAAGCAUCUCCUAGUAGGUUUAUGGUUAUUUCUGUGUUUGUGGAAAUUAGUACAUCAAGUUUUCUCUUUAACUAUAAAA